Messenger RNA from Cottoperca gobio, 2718 nucleotides. RefSeq names its product tetratricopeptide repeat protein 39A. The transcript has 18 exons. Gene Ontology annotation, molecular function: protein binding. Lineage: Eukaryota; Metazoa; Chordata; Actinopteri; Perciformes; Bovichtidae. Bases 259 to 1950 code for a protein of 563 amino acids. The record is from RefSeq and is a predicted model, not a curated record.
GCAGUGAUGUCACAGAGGAGGAGUCAGAUGCGCCUCUACUGCGCUCACUCAAACUGUGUGGAUCCUCACAGAUGAGCGCGUGCCUUUACCUCGGAGCGCUUUGCGUGGAUUUAACCCAACAGGAAAGUCAACGGCAACUUCUAUAUAAUUGGUCUAGUUUGGAAGCUUGGUUUGACUGAGUUUAUUGGUGAAUGCAUCUUGAUUUUCUGCGAGUUCAGCUCCUGACAGGUGUUGGAGCACGCCGACCGGAGAGAGAACAUGUCCAAUGGGAAAGACGCAAAUGCUGCAGAAAACUCCUCUCAGAUGACUCUGAAAGAGAGCCUGGAUGAGUGCAUGGAGGCCUUGGAUCUCUUCCUUAACAACCACUUCAGUGAGAGCCUGGAGAGGCUGCGGCCAAGAGUGAAUGAGAGUAUGUACCAUGCUCUUAUCUACGCCACAGUGCUGGAAAUGCAGGCCAUGAUGACUUUCCAGCCCGAUGACAUCAGCAAUGCAGGAAAUACCAUGAAGAGUGCUCAGGAGGUCUGCCAGAGGUUUCGACGGAAGUCUCCAGGUUUGACUAACAAGUCAGUAGUGGAAUCACUCACUGAAGUGCAGCUUCAUGCUGAAGCUUGUUACGCAGAGUGCCAACUCCAAAGAGCUGCUCUCACCUUCCUACAGGAUGAGAACAUGGUGAGUUUUAUUAAAGGAGGGAUCAAAGUACGAAACAGUUACCUAAUUUACAAAGAACUGCAUUCCUUGAUAAAAUCUCACAGCUGUCUCAAAGGACCCAGCCACGUUCACUUAGAUGGAGGAAUAUCAUUUGGAAUAGGGGCGUUUAAUCUGACACUGUCUCUAUUUCCUCCACGGAUACUCAAAGUUCUGGAGUUUGCAGGCUUCUCUGGGGACAAGGAAUACGGUGUGUCUCUGCUGCAAGCCGGUGCGACGGGGAUGAAUCUGCGCUCCAUGCUGUGCGCUCUGCUACUGCUGUGCUACUACACCUUCCUCACAUUCAUACUAGGUACUGGUGAGGGAGAUGUGGCUGAAGCUGAAAGGCUGCUGAAACCUUUCCGGCUCCGCUACCCACGGGGAGCAAUAUUCCUCUUCUUUGCAGGCAGGACUGAAGAGAUCAAGGGGAACAUUGAUGAGGCUGUGGCACUCUUUGAAGAUGGCUGCAAGGCCCAGCAUGCAUGGAAGCAGUUCCACCACAUGUGCUACUGGGAGCUGAUGUGGUGCUUCACCUACAAGCGCGCAUGGAAGAUGGCGUACUUCUACGCAGACCUACUGAGCCAGGAGAGCCGCUGGUCCAAGGCCAUGUAUGUGUACAUGAAAGCUGCUUACCUCAGCAUGCUGCCUGACGACGAGUCCAAGCCUUUUGGGGAGGACGAGGUAGACCUCUUUAGACAAGUGCCCACUUUCAAGCAGAAAAUAGCAGGGAAGUCUCCCCCGACUGAGAAGUUUGCUAUCCGUAAAGCCAGACGUUACAAGGCUCGCUGCCCGAUCAGGCUGCCAGUACCAGUGCUGGAGAUGAUGUACAUGUGGAACGGUUUCAGUAUGAUCAGCAAACGACCAGAGCUGACUGAAGGCAUGAUGCAGACCUUGGUUGAGGCAGAGCGCUCCCUUCUGGAGUCUCCUGAAAAUGAGUAUUUGGUUGAUGACCGCUGUUUGAUCUACCUGCUGAAGGGUCUGUGUUUGAAGAACCAGGGUCUCCUCCAGGCUGCUGAGGAAUGCUUCAACAAAGUGUUUUCCAGUGAAAAGAAGAUCAGGUUUGACCACUACCUGGUGCCCAACUCUCUGGUGGAGCUCGGUCUGCUCUACAUAGCCCAAGGCAGAAGGGACGAGGCUAUUAAACUACUGCACAAGGCCAAACACAACUACAAAGAAUACUCGAUGGAGUCUCGCACACAGUUCAGGGUGCACGCUGCUCUGGCUAAACUCAAGGCUGACCCUGGGGAAGAGGACACUCACAUGUAGGAGGACUUUGUCAAGACUGGAUCAGCGCUUCACACUGGACUGUUUCCCUCACUGUUACGGCUGUUUUAGCUUAACACCCAGUUUUUUAACCUAUAUCCAUUUAACAAGUGAAUGCUGGGUAAUUCAUCCCCAUGUGUCCCUGUCUACACUAACAUAUCAUUGAACACAGGUAAAAACAUGGUUUACAAGAGUAGAAGUGUUUGACAUUUUGAGCUGAGGUAGUCAAUGUAUACAGUAGACAUUAUAUUUUAUGGACAAUUCUAUUUUUAAUCAAUCUAUUGAAAGCCACUAUAAAUAUCAAAUGUAAGAAAUUGUAUAACUUAAUGAAAUUUAUAGUAAUUACUUUAUUUUACGGUAUUAAGAGCACUACUUAAUAAUUACAAGUAAAUUCCGCAUGCUGUGCUGUUUUUGGAAUGAAAAGGUUUUAAUGUGUGAAGAUGUCAAUAGUAUUUCAACGGCAAACAUUUGAUACCGUUUUAAAACAGAAUUUUUAAAAUGGUUAACUGGCUUAAAUGUUUGACCCGCAGUCAGUAGCCAGUAUUCUAUACACAGUCAUGCAUCUCUCAUUCUGUAUGGUUGCAAUGGAAAUGCAUACCAAUACAAAAUUCAGUGUUUAGGCAUGCAAUUUCCAAAAACUUAAUGUAUUUUUGCAUAAUUCAAAUGUAAUUCACAAAUGUCUGUUUUGUCUUAAAUUACAUUAUCAGCAUUCUGUAGAUUGUCAAAUUGUAAUAUUUAUUCUCAUUUAAUAAAAAAAGGUAGACAUCUGUA